AUCCCAUCAUCAUCCGUUUUAAUUUUUGUUCUCUAUGUUUUUAAACUUGAGAUUCAUGGCAAGAAUAGGUUUCCGGCUAGCGCUGGUCGGCGUAGUCGUUGGUACCAUAUUCUAUCAAAUUAUUUACAAAUCGUUGAUUCUUGGCACCUUGGGAUACAAUCGGACUCUAGAACCUUUCCUCAACUUCGAUGUCGAGUGUGAGAAGGUUGACGAUGUAGGUUUGGCUGGUUGUGCGGAUAUGUGGUUGCACCAGGAAAGUGGAAUGCUUUAUAUGGCAUGUUCGGAUACAAGGGGUCGAGCUGAGUGGUUUCUGAGUUUGAAUCAUCUGAAUUCCUCGGGCCGCAGUUUGUCUGAUCGAAUUGCCGUCUUGGAUACACGUGGAGCUGGCCCGGUCAAGAAUCGAUUGACAUGGCUCCAAACACAAAACUUUCAAGGGAUAAAUAACGAUGGAAGACUUAAUCUUCAUGGAUUUGACAUCCGAGUGGAUUCAAAAAGCAAUAAGCAGUUGCACAUCGUUCUCGUCAAUGAUCGUCCUUUCGAAGAAGCUGGAAAAGCAGAUUCUGUCAACCAAUUCCAGACAAAUUCGAAUAGUACGAUUGAGUACUUUACAACCACACUGGGAAGCAAAACCAUGACCCAUAAGCAAACCUUCACGAAUAUCGAUAUUGAAACAUCUAGGCACGUGGCUUGGGUCGAUGAGCAUUUAUUCAUGUUUACGAAUGCUUUUAGCUCAAAGGGUAGUUCGCGAGGAUAUUCAAACCUCGUUCUUGGAGGUGGAAGCAUUGGUUAUUGUAUGCCUCCCUCCACAGAAUGUGGUAUUACAAAGUCUCCAAAAAACCUCAAAGUACCGAAUGGGAUAGCACUCGGCCAUGACAAUUUACUCUAUGUUCCUUCUUCUAUUUCUGGUCAGAUCCAAGUGUUUUCCUUGGAAGCAGAACAGCGACUCCGAAAUGUUGAUACUAUCAAUCUCCCAUACCCGAUAAAUGACAUAAGUGUCGAUAAGAAUGGAGAUAUCUACGCCGCCACUGUACCUGCCUUGCAUAAAGCAAUCAAAGACUCACAAAAUAUAGAGGCCAACAUUCCAAGCGCAGUAUUUAGGAUCAUUAAAUUAGGCGAGAUGGGCGAGGGAGAAGGAUGGGGUUGGAAUGUGGUUAAGAUGAUGGAAGAUGACGGGAAUACUUUACCAGCUACCACGGUUGCAGUUCACGAUACCCAGACUGGUAAAAUGUUCCUGGGUGGCGUACUAGAUCCUUUCAUUUCGAUAUGUGAAAGAGUAAACGGAGAGAGCUUUAGUGCAUAUAUGGAAAUAUUGAACUUCUAAUAGACUGUU
Messenger RNA from Botrytis porri, 1330 nucleotides. RefSeq lists its product as uncharacterized. The coding region runs from base 35 to 1321 and encodes 428 amino acids. The record is from RefSeq and is a predicted model, not a curated record. The transcript is spliced from 3 exons. NCBI's taxonomy places the organism in Eukaryota, Fungi, Ascomycota, Leotiomycetes, Helotiales, Sclerotiniaceae.